Molecule: messenger RNA, 1261 nt
Organism: Chilo suppressalis (striped riceborer)
Lineage: Eukaryota; Metazoa; Arthropoda; Insecta; Lepidoptera; Crambidae
Source: the annotation of a GenBank genome assembly
CGUCAAUAAAAUGGCUGCGCUAAGAGUAUUUAGCCGUAAUUUACCAUAUUUACGACAGCAAUUUUCUGCAUUGUUAGGAAACACAUCACCUUCAGUGAAAUUUAUUUGUGUAGUAGUGGUUAUUGGUUACGUUUUAUCGUUUUCUGAUGAUGUAAUUGACGUUCUUAGUGUGACUCCUGGUUAUUUGUUACCACCUUCUUUUCAAUUGUGGUCUACUUUCACGUUCUGGUUUCUUGAAAUACAUUUGUGGGAGGUGGUCAUCGAUAUUAUAACAGUGGGAUUAUGUGGAAAAUUGAUAGAGCCAUUAUGGGGGCAAAUGGAAAUGAUGAAAUUUUUCCUAUUGACAAAUAUUGGGGUUGCAUUUUUAACGACCUUUUAUUACUUAGUAAUAUUUGCAUGUACGGGACAAGCAUCUUAUUUAUUCGACAUACAUGUGCACGGUCUGGCCGGAUACUUAGCUGCUGUCUGUGUUGCUGUGAAGCAGAUAUUACCUGAUCACUUGUUAAUAAAAACACCUCUGGGAAAACUUACUAACAGGUCCUUACCACUGUUAAUUCUCAUAGCAGCAAUUAUUCUUUGGGCUAUUGGAGCUCUAGAAGGCACUUAUCCUUGUAUGUGGGGCAGUGGAACAAUCUUGUCAUGGAUAUAUCUACGAUUUUGGCAGAAACAUAGUAGUGGAAGUCGAGGAGAUAUGGCAGAUAACUUCAGUUUUGAUAACUUUUUUCCAACGGUAUUGCAACCAGUGGUGCGGGGCAUCCUUGGUCCACCUCACAGGUGUCUAGUAAGAUUGGGCCUGUGCUCUCCAAAUCCCCGUCGAGUGCAUUUAGCUCUUAGUCCUAGAGGUGUCACCAUUUCUAUGCCUGGUGUGGAACCCCAGGACAUGGAAAGAAGAAGACAAAUCGCACUCAAAGCAUUGAGUGAGAGAUUAUCCAAGACUUCUGAACAGACGAGACAAAAGAAUUUAUCUACCAAAGUGAAUAUGGAUACUGUGAGAAAGAUGCAGCAAUCACAUGUUAUCCCACAGUUCCCAUCGACAGAAACCACAAGUCAAGGACCACCGCCAGCACCCACAGAAGCCACAUUAGUGGACAUUGGCACAGAUCCAGUGCUACCAUCAACUACUAAACAGUCAUGAUCUUUACAGAAAUAAUUUCUUCUUCAAAAAUGUAAUGCUGUUCACAGAACCAAGGUGGAAUAUGGAUAUAUGACUAGGGAUGUGGCUGUGUAACAUUUUCAGUUAUAUUUUGGAAAAUAUGCUGAC